GGUCCAGAUGCGGUGGAUCGCUGGCUGGCUAUUUUUAGCAGGCGCGCGACCAUUGCGGGCGUCGAAUCGGUGCGGAACGAUCGCGCCGCCAGGCCGAGCAACGGUGCAUCGAUCGGGGCCUUGCAUCGAUCGCGCACGAUCCUCGUAACGACUGCCGCAAGAAAACAGCGGGUGAGCUGCGCGCGAAUUGGCGCUCGCGCGCGGCGCGGCGGCGCUUAUAUAAUGAGACGCGAGCUCGCGGCGAGCCGUUCCACACGCUCGCGCGCAGCAGCUCGGGCCGCAGCGUUCGCCGCCCAGGCUCACGCUCCAGCGGCAACCCUCGCCCGCGCGCCUCAGUAAGUGGCCGAGCCAGGCGAGCGCAGCGCGCCGCGGGAGGCCGGGCAGUGCUCCGACAGCCCCGAGCGGCCCAGAGCGGCCCCGCCGACCGACCGCAGCCCAGGCGCCGAGCGCGCUCGCGGGGAUGAACGCCACGGCGGACGGGGGCUACGCCGGGUCGUGGCGCGUCGCCAGGCGCGCGGCCAUGCUGCUCUACCUGGUGGAGCCCGCCGAGACGAGCUUCGAGCGGCCCGAGCAGGUGCCGGACUACCAGCUUCAGGUCUGGCUGCCGUUCUUCGUGCUGAUCGCCCUGGAAAACGCGGUGCUGUUCACCAGACAGGCCGGCGACCUGCGCCUCGACGACCAGCUGACCUCGCUGUCGCACUGGAUCCUGCAGGAGAGCGCGCGCAUCCUGUUCCGCGGCGCCGAGUACUACGCCUACGUGGCGCUCCACGAGCGCUGGCGGCUCUGCAGCUUGGCCUGGGACUCGGCCUGGACCUGGUACAUCACGGCCUUGGCCGUCGACUUCUGCUAUUACUGGGUACACAGAGCUAAUCACGAGGUGACGUUUCUCUGGGUCCACCAUCAGGUGCACCACAGCAGCGAGGAAUUCAAUCUGGUAGUGGGGCUGCGCCAGUCGGUUCUGCAGCAGUGGUGCAGCUUCAUGUUCUACCUGCCGCUGGCCCUGUUCAUACCGCCGUCGCACUUCGUGGCUCACCACCAGUUCAACCUGAUCUACCAGCUGUGGAUCCACACGACGGUCAUCGACGAGCUCGGGCCGCUCGAGUGGGUGCUCAACACGCCCAAGCACCACCGCGUGCACCACGGUUGCAAUCUGUACUGCCUGGACACCAACUACGGUGGCGUUCUCAUCAUAUGGGACCGGAUCUUCGGCACGUUCGCCGAGCAGCGCCCGAAGGAGCAGAUCAUCUACGGACUGGUGGUCAGCCCGCAGACGCACCAGCCGCUCUACCUGCAGGCGUUCUACGCCGCGCAGACGGCCCGGCGCAGCCUCGCCGCGGGAAACCUGAGAGACGGCCUGGCGGUGUGGUGGAAGGGCCCCAGCUGGCAGCCCGGCCUGCCGCGGCUGGGCCUCGACCGGUUCAAAGUGAACGUCAGCUCGCGCGUCAAGUUCCGGGCGCGCGUGCCCGCCUGGCAGAGCUGCUACAUCGCGCUGCACUUCUGCCUGGUGCUCCACGCCCACGUGCAGUUGUACGACGAGCCGACGGACGCCCGGGGGCCCGCCUGGCUGGGCGCCCUCGUCAACAACGUGUGCGCGCUGACGACGAUCGGCCUGCUGCUGGACCACUCGGCGGCGGCGGGCCUGCUCGAGCUGGCGCGCUGCUGCGGCUACCUGUGCCUCCUCGGGGACCGCCAGGCCUGGCUGCCCGGCUGGGUCUACGCCGCCUCCUGCUGCCUCUGGCUGUGGCGCAUCGGCCGCGCGCUCGCGCGGCGCACCCGCUAGGCCGGGCCGAGCGCAGCCGACUGGACGGCCGACCGAGCGCGGCCGGCCAGUCGGCGCGCUCGUCGCUCGUGCGUACAUUCUUCGUUCGCACGCACGCACACAUAGGUAUUCCAGUGCGUAAUAGUCCGGACGGCUGUAUUCUUAUCGAGCGCUCUGUUAUUUGGAGCAUCGUUAUCGUCGAUAGCGAUGCGCUGCGCCGCGCCGACCAUGAACCGCCGAGCAUCAGGCCGCUCGAGGGUCAACCAAUAGCGUCCCAUUUGCUUGUGCCUUCGCCGGCGGUCGACGUAGAUCUUGUGUUUACACUCGCGCGGCGGCAUUGUAUCCAGCCUGCAGCCGCUUCGGAUGGCGUGCAGCCUUUCGCAUAUGCUUGCGUCUGUGCGCGUCUGUAUUACAUAAUUAUGCUAAUGGUUCUACUGAACUGUAGCAAGAGUCGGGGAAAACAAGGAUUGCCAAUAAAAAAAGCACGCCGUUCCUUUGAA
This is a messenger RNA of Phymastichus coffea, 2259 nucleotides long. RefSeq names its product alkylglycerol monooxygenase-like. The transcript is spliced from 9 exons. Gene Ontology annotation, biological process: lipid biosynthetic process. The coding region runs from base 461 to 1780 and encodes 439 amino acids. The record is from RefSeq and is a predicted model, not a curated record. Gene Ontology annotation, molecular function: iron ion binding; oxidoreductase activity. Gene Ontology annotation, cellular component: endoplasmic reticulum. NCBI's taxonomy places the organism in Eukaryota, Metazoa, Arthropoda, Insecta, Hymenoptera, Eulophidae.